Molecule: messenger RNA, 1101 nt
Organism: Fulvia fulva
Lineage: Eukaryota; Fungi; Ascomycota; Dothideomycetes; Mycosphaerellales; Mycosphaerellaceae
Exons: 1
Coding region: 1-1101 (366 amino acids)
Source: RefSeq, a predicted model, not a curated record
AUGCAGGCAAUGUCGAUUCGUCAUCCACCAAAACCGCUAGUCAAGAACUGCGCUCUCGUAUGUUGCAGUGGCUUCGUGCGUAAGGAGGGCCUCAUCGACAUCUCGGAGCCCAACCUGAAGACUGCUAUACCCCCAGUCGUAUCGAAAUGCACAUUUAGAGGCUACCCUAAGAUCGAUUACGCUGUGCUCGACCAAGCCCUUCGACUUCUCUCAAACUUGAUCGAGCAAAGCUUACCGAUGUAUCACACUAUCUUCUUUGGCCAAACCAGACUCCUGCGCCAAACUCCAGAGAGAAGGGACUACGAGUUCAUCAACGAGGUUCAGAUGCUAAGUGAGAAGCAGAAAGACCAGACCAGACGCCGGCUCGAGGAGAUGUUGGACCCGGUCGCAGUUGGUUGGCAUGUCAGAGCGUACGACAUCUACCGUCUAUCGCAGCAAGAAUUCUGGGACACGGAUGUCAAGAAGCUCGGCAUCAGGGCUCUGCACCCCAAGCUUCGGACUGGCUACAGAUAUUCCACCCCAAGUGGCGGCAAGUUUCAUCCCCAUAAGUGCUCGCUGCUCGAAGACCGCCGUAUCGAUGGGCGAGACACGAAGGUCGAAGUCUUCGACCUGCGUGGCGUGCCUGACGGUUAUUCUCUUAGUGCUUGGGGCCUCAUCGAGGAGGCACAAUCAGAGGAGUUCGCCCACGUGCCCCGAAAGUUCAAGGUCGAGGAGGUGGACGAGCGACCGGCACCGCACACUGCACCUCAGCAGACGUCAAACAGGCCGAUGGCACCUAUGCAGACUGCACCACGUCAGCCGGAUGGGUAUACGGGAGCGCCUCGGCAGGUGCCAGGCUCGACGGCGGCAGCACUGGGAGGUGAUUAUGUGACGGAGCUCACUCGAAUCAUCGCGGCCCGUGCUGCAGAAUAUCCUCAGAACUCCGACCCUCAGCCUGUGGACUCUGAGCCGGCUGGCUUCAUGGACGCGCAGUUCGAUGCUAUGUUUGACAUCACGGCACCGCUGGCCGCACCUGCUGCUCCGCCUUCGGCUGGUGUCAAUGUUGCGAGGGUGGAAGAAGACGAAGAUGCCAUCGACAUAGACAUGUUUGGACUGCAGUAG